Molecule: messenger RNA, 1923 nt
Organism: Leptinotarsa decemlineata (Colorado potato beetle)
Lineage: Eukaryota; Metazoa; Arthropoda; Insecta; Coleoptera; Chrysomelidae
Product: calpain-9
Biological process (GO): proteolysis
Cellular component (GO): cytoplasm
Molecular function (GO): calcium-dependent cysteine-type endopeptidase activity
Source: RefSeq, a predicted model, not a curated record
GUACUGUACUUCGGACCGCCAUAAAGUAUCUUCCAAUUAUCACGCGAUCAGGAGAUCUUGUAGAGAACGUGGAUCGCUUUUUGAAGAUACCGAAUUUCCUGCUGGACCGAAGGCUCUCUAUCAUCAUAAGAAGCCGCCUUUGCAUCCGAUAAUUUGGAUGAGACCUCAUGAAAUGUGUCAAAGGCCUCGUUUCAUGGGAGAACCAGCAGAAGAAAUAAAUAAAACAUUCACUGUGGAAUCUGGUGAAUUAGGAGAUCAAUGGUUGUUAGCAGCAGUAGCUUCGCUAGCAUUAACUCCCAAAUUUCUUGAUAGGGUAGUACCACCAGAACAGGGAUUUGACACAGUUCAUUCAUAUUGUGGAGCAUUCAGGUUCCGUUUCUGGCAUUUUGGUGAAUGGAAGGACGUCAUUGUAGACGAUAAGCUCCCAACAUACAAGGGAAGAUUGGUUCAUCUUCAUUCUUCAAAUAACACCGAAUAUUGGAUUGCUCUGCUGGAGAAAGCUUACGCAAAAUUUUAUGGCUGUUAUGAACAGCUUUCAUUUGGAUCUACAACGAGAGCCUUACAGGAUCUUACAGGUGGUAUUGUACAGAGUUUUGGACUCACUCAUCAAGACCGAUUUCUUACCUUCCAAGUAUUGAAUAGUGCUGUUCCCAGAUCUAGUCUUCUGAUCGCAACCAUAACACAGGAGAAAGAUAACAAAAGACACCUCCGAUUACGCAAUGGCCUAAUCACCCAACACGCCUACAGCGUAACAGGUUUGGCAAGAGUGAGGGGUGUUUCUGGAGAGGUUCCACUGGUUAGGCUACGAAAUCCAUGGGCAAGAGGAGAGUGGACCGGACCAUGGAGUGAAAGAUCAUGGGAAUGGGACGGUCUAUCUAACAGAGACAAAGAACUGCUAAGUGUGAGAGUGACGAAUGACGGUGAAUUCUGGAUGUCUUUUGAAGACUUUUCUCGGCACUUCACCCAGUUAGACUUAGUCCAUAUUGGACCAGACGAUUGGAUGAUGGAGGGAGCGUUACAUUCCAAACAACCCUGGAGGGCUGUCUUGGCAAGGAGAAGGUGGAGGUCAGGAUACAAUGCUGGUGGUGGUCCUACUUAUGUUGACACCACGUCAAUGAACCCCCAGUUCCACGUUCAAAUUCCAAGGACAACCACUAACAAAUGCCACGUGGUGGUAUCAAUAACUCAGUACUACGAAACCAAUGUGAUAGAUGUCAAAAAGAAGAGAGCUCUUUACGCUAUAGGAUUUGCAGUCUACGAAGUACCUCAUUCUAUGCAAAGACUCACUCCACAUUUUGUUACAGAGCAGGUAGGUUUUUAUGAGGAAGUCAACGAGGAUAAUAUGAUCAUUAGAAAUAUAGCUUCGGAGUUUGUAGAUGAUUCAUCCCCAGUAUCCAGUGACGGAAAAUCGGUCAUCACAAAACUGUUGGUGAAAUAUCCUCCUGAAGUCGAUGCUAGUCAAUUACAGAAAAUACUCAAAGCCCAUUGGAAAGCGUAUCUGUCAGAGAAACCUAGUUUAGAAUUGUGCAAGAGUCUCAUCAUGUUGAGGGAUUUCAACAUAAGUGGAAGAAUCAAUUUGAUGGACAUUCCCAUUUUGAUGCACAUGCUACAGUAUUGGAGACUGGCGUUUCAAAAAUUUGAAAGAAGUCAUAAUUGUGGAAAAACCUCCAGCUACCACCUGAGGGCCUUGCUUUGGGAGGCUGGUUGUACGGUUAGUAACAAAGUUUUGGAAUGUUUGGUACUACGUUUUGCGAAAAAUAGAAUACUUACUACAGAAAAUUACAUUAUGGCUCUGGUGAGAUUACAUCUAUCUCAUGAACGAUACCACAAUUUGGAUACCAAGAUGAAAGGCAAUCCUAUUUCUCUAGAGGAAGUGAGUUUUUUACAAAAUUUUUAAAAUCGAAAAAUAACAAUUUUUAGCGG